AUGGCCGCGGGCGCUCUCCUGCCGAGCCCAAUGGCCCGGCUAGACUUCCUUAAGGCCUCGCACUUCAAACUGGGGUCCGACUCGCGGCUGCACGUAGACGCCAUGCACUCCACGAUGCAACGACACUUCCCGGGCUACACGGGUGUCGCCCGCGUGCCGCCGUGCCAGCCGCCGCCCCGCGGGUCCUUCUUCCAGCAGGACGCGCGCUGGGCGGUGGAGGACCACGAGUCGGAGAUGCACUGGGCGUUCGCGCCGCUCCCCACGCCGUCUAGGGAGCAGGAGCGGUCGCCGGAGCGUACGCCCGCCAUGCAGAGAAGCAACCUGCACAUGCACGCGGACGCGCGCUCCCGCGCCCUCUUCUCCACCACGCGUGCUCACUUUGGUUGGCCAGCGUCGCCGGCGCGCGCCAGCGAGCAGAUCCGCGGCGCGCGCCUCGUCUUCGACCGCGACUCGGUACCUCCAGGCGACCCAGCCAAGCUGCGCAUCCCGCCCACCACGCACCAGGCACUCUUCAAGCCCCACGAUGCGUGCCCGCAGCCCCGCGCGUCCUCUCGCCACCUCGGGGGCCCUAACCCCCUCAGGUGGGACCACAGGACACACAAUGCCGGGACCUCCUACCAGAGACAGUUCCAAGCCCUGGUGGGCCCACCUGCCUUGAUGUAUAAGAGGGACUUCUCCAGCGUGGCACUAGGAGACUUCAAGACUGGCUAUGGACCAAUGUACUCGGAGCAGAAACAAGCCUACAGGCCCCCGGGUCUGCCCCCAGACAGGUAUGACAAGGCUCAGGCCUCAGCCGACAUCCACUGUGUGAAUAUUUGUCCUGGAGAUGGCCUCUUCCAUGACAAGACCACCAAGGCUGAGCACUUCUAUGCCCGGGAACCAGAGCCUUUUGCUCUUCACCACGACCAGACUCCGGAGUCGCACAUCCUGGAAGGAAAUUGGUGCCCGGGCCCAGGCAGCCUCACCACCUCCAUGCACUUCUUCUAUGGCCAGCCGCCACCCCCGGCCAAGCCAUCCAGCCGCCACCAGCCUCCUGAGAAACUGCGGAGUCAUGUGACCUUAGGGGAGUCAAAGCUGCUCGGACAGUACUUCCAGACUUCCAUGGGCACCGACUAUUACCCCUUUGGCAUGCAGCAGCCGCAGAAAGUGCUCAACCUCUACUGGCAGCGUAGCAAUCUGCCGAAGGGCCCAGGCGGGCUAGAUCUCAAUCCCAUGGAUCAAGAUCCUAAUUCUGCCCCUAAACCCUUCCCCCUCGUGGUCAUGACCCCCACUCUGUUCCUCGUACCUCCACGGUGGCACCAAAUCCCUGAACCACCAUAG
Messenger RNA from Pteropus alecto (black flying fox), 1320 nucleotides. It is a transcript of the gene SAXO5, whose product is annotated as testis expressed 45. The record is from RefSeq and is a predicted model, not a curated record. The transcript has 7 exons. The coding region runs from base 1 to 1320 and encodes 439 amino acids. NCBI's taxonomy places the organism in Eukaryota, Metazoa, Chordata, Mammalia, Chiroptera, Pteropodidae.